GUAUUCAAUAUGGCCGCCCACGGCGUCUGCUGUUUACCCAGUAACGUGAUACUCGUCAUAAAGUCCAGUAUCAAAAUUCUUUGUUGACACUGUCCAUUUACUGUACAAAAAUCGUAGAACCCCAUCAUUAAAAGACAUUAGUUUAAUCAUCAUCAGUAUUACAAGACGUCAGACAUAAGACAAUAUAGUACGGGUGCGUAUAAGGUAUGGCGCGCGAGUGUGUAUAUAUGUUUGAUCAAGAAUCGUAAAUAAAUAAUACUUAACUACAAAACGAAUAAAGAGACACGCAUAUUUACGUAAGAUACUCUAUCGUGAAUCGUUCAAAAAUCCAGAACAGCACUGAGAUGAGACGCUUGGAAAAGUACAUCAGCCAGUAUGAAUAAUUAUGUGCGAUACCAGACGUCUGUCAAUGCUAACGUCAUUAGGAAAUGUAAUAAUAACAAGAUAUUUCUUGACACUUAAAGACAAUAAACGUGAGAGUUUCUGAAAUAUAAAUUACACGACGUUCCAUGUCGUAUAAUUUCAAGUUUCGUGUGUAGCUAGUUAAUACUCGUCGCAAUGAGGUUAGAUGAGAUGCCAUUGCGACUGAGCUCGGACGAGCGGGAUUUUGAAAUGGAUGAGGAGACGGAUUAUCUUCUGCAACCAUCGGAAGAUAGUAUAAGACUGUUAACGUCAAGGAGCCGUCGAGUCAGGAAUUGUUCCAAGAUUCUAAAGAAUGUUUUCUGCGGAUGUUGCACAUGGAUGUGGAGCAGAUGUUGUAGAGAAAGGGAGCUUCGUGCACGUACCAUUCACAUUGGUCAACACAUGCAUGAAAAAUUUCCUACAAAUGUUAUUCGAAACCAAAAAUAUAACAUCAUCACUUUCCUUCCAAUGGUCCUCUUUCAACAGUUCAAAUUCUUCUUGAAUUUGUACUUUUUAAUUAUGGCCAUAUCGCAGUUUAUACCAGAUAUUAGAAUAGGAUACUUGUACACAUACUGGGGACCACUGUGCUUUGUUUUAACCAUAACAAUUUGUCGCGAAGCGGUGGACGACUUCAGACGUUACAAAAGAGAUAAAGAAGUCAAUGCACAAAAAUAUUACAGACUUGUAAAAGGUCUUGACACUCCAGAAUUGGUCCCCAGUUCGAAAUUACGCGUCGGUGACUUGGUAGUAGUAGAGAAAGGUCAAAGAGUGCCAGCUGAUUUGGUCCUGCUGCGUACUACGGAAAAAUCCGGUGCGUGUUUUGUAAGAACAGAUCAGCUGGAUGGUGAAACAGAUUGGAAAUUACGCUUGGCUGUACCAGCUACACAAAAAUUAGAAUCCGAUGCACAACUGUUUGACAUUAAGGCGAGUCUCUAUGUGGAAAAACCUCAAAAGGACAUCCAUAGCUUCAUUGGAACAUUUACCAGGUAUGAUGGAUACAGCAGCGAAGAGAGUCUUGGAGUAGAUAAUACAUUAUGGGCAAACACCGCAGUAGCUUCAGGCUCUGCGUUAGGGGUUGUUGUAUACACUGGUCAAGAAACUAGAUCAUUAAUGAAUCAUUCAGCACCAAGAUCGAAAGUCGGUUUAUUAGAUCAGGAGAUCAAUCAAUUGACAAAAGUUUUAUUUUGUGCAGUAAUUGGACUUGCCUUGGUUAUGAUGUGCUUGAAAGGAUUUAAUGGUCCCUGGUAUCGCUAUAUGUUCCGCUUCGUUUUGCUGUUUUCCUACAUCAUACCAAUUAGUUUGCGUGUCAAUCUGGACAUGGGGAAAACGUUUUAUGCUUGGUGUAUACAGAGAGAUAAAGAAAUUGCUGGUACAGUAGUGAGAACCACAACCAUCCCCGAGGAACUUGGUAGAAUAUCAUAUUUGCUGAGUGACAAAACCGGCACGCUUACGCAGAACAAAAUGGUUUUUAAAAAGUUGCACCUGGGUACAGUAUCCUUUGGACAGGAAACCUUUGACGAGAUUACAUCCGUCUUGAAAUUGUACUACUCCACAACGGAUUCGGAUACCUCGCCGGAAAAACCGUCUGUAGGUACUCUCGGUAAAGUAAGACGAUCUGAAAGUACCAGAAUCUACGAAGCGGUACACGCAUUAGCAUUGUGUCACAACGUCACUCCUGUGUAUGAUGAAUUAAAUGGAUCGAAUAAUUCGGACUCAGUAAGCGUUGAGACUGGCGAUACUGGAUCUAUACAAAGUCAAACAGAAGCUGAUCAACAUUAUUAUCCUCCGGAACAAAAGAGAAAUUAUCAGGCAUCGAGUCCUGACGAAGUGGCUCUUGUUAAAUGGACGGAAGAAGUUGGAUUGGCUCUUGUGAAACGUGAUUUAAUCUCAAUGCAACUUAAAGCACUUAAUGGAAAGAUACUAAAUUACACGAUCUUGCAAAUAUUUCCUUUUACAUCGGAAACUAAGCGUAUGGGAGUAAUUGUUAAGGAAGAGUCUAGUUCCGAAAUUGUCUUUUAUCUGAAAGGAGCGGAUGUUGUAAUGGCCGGCAUUGUACAGUACAACGAUUGGCUGGAGGAAGAGUGUGGAAAUAUGGCAAGAGAAGGUCUUAGGACUCUGGUUGUAGCCAAAAAGAGUUUAACCGAAGAACAGUAUCUUGAUUUUGAAGCAAGAUAUAAUGCAGCUAGAAUGUGCGUGAGUGAUCGCGUAUCUAGAGUAGCUGCGGUAGUAGAGAGUUUAGAAAGAGAAAUGGAAUUGUUAUGUGUUACUGGUGUGGAGGAUAGAUUGCAAGACAGAGUGAGACCGACCUUAGAAUUAUUAAGAAAUGCUGGAAUCAAGAUUUGGAUGCUAACGGGUGACAAACUUGAAACGGCAACGUGCAUAGCCAAGUCUUCUCGGCUGGUAUCCAGGACCCAAGGUCUCCACGUUUUCAAGUCUGUAAUAACGCGAACAGACGCUCAUUUAGAAUUGAACACCUUUCGCAAGAAGCAAGAUUGCGCUUUGGUGAUAAGCGGCGAUUCACUUGAAGUUUGCUUACAGUAUUAUGAGAAUGAAUUUUUGGAGCUUGCUUGCGGUUCACCUGCCGUUGUCUGUUGUCGUUGUUCGCCAACGCAAAAAGCUGAAGUUGUUAGUCUCAUCCAAACGCACACUGGUAAAAGAACAGCUGCCGUCGGAGACGGUGGAAAUGACGUCUCCAUGAUCCAAGCAGCUGACGCUGGCAUAGGAUUGGAAGGUCUCGAAGGGAAACAGGCGUCCUUGGCGGCGGACUUUUCAAUUCCACAUUUUAGUCAUCUUGCUAACUUGCUACUUGUACAUGGAAGGCGAAGUUACAAACGAUCUGCUGCAUUAAGUCAAUUUGUCAUUCAUCGUGGUUUAAUUAUCUCCACGAUGCAGGCUGUUUUUUCUGCGGUUUUUUAUCUCUCAUCCGUAGCACUGUAUCAAGGAUUCCUGAUGGUUGGGUACGCCACGAUAUACACGAUGUUCCCAGUUUUCUCACUAGUCUUAGACAAGGAUGUAUCGGGAAAGAUUGCAUUGACUUAUCCAGAACUGUAUAAGGAGCUUAGCAAAGGUCGAUCUCUAUCGUAUAAAACAUUUUUCAUGUGGGUUUUGAUAAGCAUUUACCAAGGCGGUGUGAUAAUGUAUGGUGCUCUCAUAAUGUUCGAGGAUGAAUUUAUUCACAUAGUUGCCAUCAGCUUUUCGGCAUUGGUUUUAACAGAAUUAAUAAUGGUCGCUUUAACCAUACGAACAUGGCAUCACAUAAUGGUUCUUGCAGAAGUUUUAUCGCUUGCUUUGUAUCUGUUAUCCUUGGUGGUUCUCAAAGAUUACUUCGAUGCGGAAUUCAUACAAACCACCGAUUUUCUCUGGAAAGUUCUGGUGAUUACAUUAGUCUCGUGCUUGCCUCUUUAUAUUCUGAAAUUCCUACGAAAGAAAUUUUCACCACCGAGCUACACGAAAUUGACAUAAGAACUUGUCACGAGCAUUUAUUGUUAGUAUCAUUAGUGGCAGCACUUUUUUCUUUUCAUUUUUCUCAUAAAAAGUGGUAAUCAAAGAUCCGCUUAGUUAGCCGGAUACGGAAUUGUUGCAAAGAUCAUGUUUAUAAAUGUUAAGCAAGUGAUUUGAAAGAUGGAAAACUUGCGAUGAGGCUAUUCAUUCUAAACUAAUGUUCAGUUUAUGUGAGAAUAUCGAGAUUAUUGUACGUCAUUCCGUUAUGUUGAACCAAUUAGAAUGACGUAUGGACAGCUUUUUUCUGGAAGCGCCAUAUAGCAUCUAGGAGGAACUCCUCUGUUAUUUUGAUAUCCCCUUUCAAUUUUAGAGUAUAACCCAGCUUCUCGGUUAUAUUGAAGCAUGACGUUGAUAAGAAAAAUAAAAUUACAUACAAAAAGAGAGAGUAGAUGAACAAAUUUCUGUGAGUGAUUGUGAUAAUGAUAAAAGUAUAGACGAAUUUUCUUUUUUAAUUUUCCAAAAGAUACUCUUAAUCCUUUUAUUUGAAAAUCAGUUGGGCUUUAUUCCUUUAAUAACCAUAGAAUCUUAAAGUUAUGCUAGAUCAAACAUUUUGGGCUUUUUUUAAACGCAUUUGAAGAAUCCAUGCUGACGCAAUUAUUAAAACGUUUAUACACUUGUGUUUAUUGCAUAAACAUAUAUGGAUAUUUAUGUAUGUAUUAUGUGAUAAGAGUCUCCAGAAUCUUUAUUACUCGAAAUAUUAGCCAUGCUGCCAAUAGAGAGCAACGUUAACUAAUGAUUGAAUAUUAGUCGCUGUAUCAUACGUUUUAAAUUAAUUUAUGUACCAAUAAAAUAAUAUAUUCACUCUAUUUCCUUUUAA
Molecule: messenger RNA, 4720 nt
Organism: Cephus cinctus (wheat stem sawfly)
Lineage: Eukaryota; Metazoa; Arthropoda; Insecta; Hymenoptera; Cephidae
Product: probable phospholipid-transporting ATPase IIB
Exons: 13
Coding region: 559-3864 (1101 amino acids)
Biological process (GO): phospholipid translocation; endocytosis; retrograde vesicle-mediated transport, Golgi to endoplasmic reticulum
Cellular component (GO): endosome; plasma membrane; trans-Golgi network
Molecular function (GO): ATPase-coupled intramembrane lipid carrier activity; magnesium ion binding; ATP hydrolysis activity
Source: RefSeq, a predicted model, not a curated record